AUGGAAUCCCAAGCUUUUGUGGCACUAGUAGCUGGUGUCACAGGGAUGGCUGGGCUGAGUCUAACCCAAGCCCUCAAGCAGCCCAACUGUCCCGGAGGCCCAUGGAAAGUUUACGGCGUCGCUCGCAGGCCCCCGCCCAGUUGGUUCCCUCCUUCCACAGUCGACCACUUCAUCACCUUUGACGCUGUCAACUCUUCCGACACACGCGCCAAGCUUUCACCGGUUGCGAGUGAAGUCACUCACCUAUUCUGGAUCAGCUUGCAGAUUCGUGCAGAUGAAGAAGCCAACGUGAGAAUCAACGAAACCAUGCUCCUCAACGUUCUCAGCAUCCUCAAAUCUUGCACACCUUCAAAGCUCGCCCAUGUGACAGUUCAAACCGGCACCAAACACUACAUGGGCCCAAUUUUCGAUCCACUCCUCUCCACCAAACUCAUCUCCCACGACCCACCGUUUCACGAGAACAUGGCGAGGCUCCCUUACCCCAACUUCUACUACGCGCUCGAGAAUCUCGUUGCAUCUUUCGUGUCAUCGCUCACGUACUCAGUGCACCGCUCCUCUAUUAUAAUAGGAGCGUCGUCCAGGAGUAUAUACAACUCCCUGCUCACGCUAGCAACCUACGCUGUGAUUUGUCGCCACGUGGGAUUGGCGUUUCGGUACCCGGGGACGAAGUACACGUGGGAGCAUUUCUGUGACAUGACCGACGCCGGAGUGUUGGCGCAGCAGCACGUGUGGGCUGCGGUUUCCCCUGAAGCUAAAAACGAGGCAUUCAAUUGCACAAACGGCGACGUUUUCACGUGGAAGAGCGUGUGGAAGUUGUUGUGUGAAGUUUUCGAUGUGGAGUUUGUGGCGUUUGACGAAACGCAAAGGUUUGAUUUGGUGGAGCUGAUGCGUGAUAAGGGUUGCGUUUGGAAGGAGAUCGUGGAGAAAUACGAGCUUCACAACACCGUAUUGGAGGAAAUAACCUGCUUUGACGCCCUACAAGCGGUGCUACGUUUUAAGUUUCAACAUGUAUCUAGCAUGAACAAGAGUAGAGAAUAUGGAUUUCUUGGUCAUGUUGAUACCUUCAAGAGUAUCAGAUUUUGGGUGGAGAAACUCAGAGAGAUGAAGAUCAUACCAUCGUAUCAACACUGAACUG
Molecule: messenger RNA, 1135 nt
Organism: Vigna angularis (adzuki bean)
Lineage: Eukaryota; Viridiplantae; Streptophyta; Magnoliopsida; Fabales; Fabaceae
Product: 3-oxo-Delta(4,5)-steroid 5-beta-reductase
Exons: 1
Coding region: 1-1131 (376 amino acids)
Source: RefSeq, a predicted model, not a curated record